GUAGCAGAGGCAGCAGGCCGUGCCGGGGGGGCAUGUUACAGUAAGCAGCGGCCCAGGGGAUGUUACGGUGGACAGUGCACCUGGAGGGCGGGCCCCGCAGAGUGAACCAUGCGGCAGUGGCCGUCGGGCACCGGGUCUACUCCUUCGGGGGCUACUGCUCCGGUGAAGACUAUGAGACGCUGCGCCAGAUUGAUGUGCACAUUUUCAACGCAGUGUCCCUACGUUGGACAAAGCUGCCCCCUGUGAGGCCUACCUCGCGAGGAAAGGUUCCUGUGGUGCCGUACAUGCGAUAUGGACACUCAACGGUCUUCAUCGAUGACACGGUCUUCCUGUGGGGUGGGCGGAAUGACACCGAGGGGGCCUGCAACGUGCUCUAUGCAUUUGACGUCAAUACUCACAAGUGGUCAACACCACGAGUGUCGGGGACGGUUCCUGGGGCCCGGGAUGGACACUCGGCCUGUGUCCUGGGCAAGACCAUGUACAUAUUCGGGGGCUACGAGCAGCUGGCGGACUGUUUCUCCAAUGACAUUCACAAGUUGGACACCAGUACCAUGAUAUGGACCCUUAUCUGUACCAAGGGCAACCCUGCACGCUGGAGGGACUUCCACUCAGCCACCAUGCUGGGCAGCCACAUGUACGUCUUCGGGGGUCGUGCCGACCGCUUUGGGCCAUUCCACUCCAACAAUGAGAUUUACUGCAACCGAAUCCGCGUCUUUGACACCAGGACCGAGGCCUGGCUGGACUGUCCACCCACACCAGUGCUGCCUGAGGGUCGCCGGAGCCACUCGGCCUUUGGCUACAAUGGGGAGCUGUACAUUUUUGGGGGUUACAAUGCAAGACUGAACCGGCAUUUCCACGACCUCUGGAAGUUUAACCCCGUGUCCUUUACCUGGAAGAAGAUUGAACCGAAGGGCAAGGGGCCAUGCCCCCGCCGGCGCCAGUGCUGCUGUAUUGUCGGUGACAAGAUUGUCCUCUUUGGGGGUACCAGCCCAUCCCCGGAGGAAGGCCUAGGUGAUGAGUUUGACCUCAUAGAUCAUUCGGACUUACACAUUUUGGACUUUAAUCCAUCCAACCUGUCAUUCGAGGAGCUGCUGGAAUUGCAGAGCCACGUGGGGACGAAGAAGUACAAGCAGUUGGUAGCUGGCAGCAGCACUGAGAAGCCAGACUCGAGAGCGCCUGCGUGUGUGGCCGACAAGCACAAGCCUCUGGAAAUGUCAUCCAAAGCCCGGGUGCCGUUUUUGCGGCAGGUCGUCCCUGUCAGUAAGAAGGUGGCCCGGGACCCCCGGUUUGAUGACCUCUCGGGGGAAUAUAAUCCUGAGGUGUUUGACAAAACCUAUCAGUUCCUGAAUGAUAUCCGAGCCAAAGAACAAGAGCUUGUGAAAAGGCAGUUGAAGAAGUGCCGCUCAGGAGAGGAGCAGGAGAAACUGCAGCUGCUGCUUCAGCGCUUAGAGCAGCAAGAACAGGCGCAGCAGGAGCGGAAGCGGCAGCAGGAGCUACGCCUGGCCCUGAAGCAGGAGCUGCGUGCCCGGGCCCAGCAGGGCCACCGGCCGUUCUUCCUGAAGAAAUCGGAGCAGAGGCAGUUGGCCCUAGCGGAGAAGUUCAAGGACCUGAAACGCAGCAAGAAGCUGGAGAGCUUCUUGAGUCGAAAGAGGCGCCGUAAUGCAGGCAAGGACAGGAGACAUCUCCCCUUGAGCAAAGAGUAAUAAGGAACUCUGCAGUUCUGCCACCUCCCGGCGCGAAACGGGGCUGCCGGGGUCAGCCUUGGCUGAGCCUGUCCUCUGACCAAGGGCAGAAUCGCGGCAGAGUUCUUGGACUGCCCUGCUGGCUGGGCAGAGCGAGCAGCUCCAUCUCCAGUGCCUUCCUUGCCACACUGUCUCCACUGGGACGGGCUUCAGCACACCCUGCAGCCCUCCCCUGGAGCCAAGGGCGGCCAGUGAAAGCCAAGCCUCUGCUGCUGUUCCCCAGGCUGAGACUAUGUGCAGCUGCCACUUCAUGAACACCCUGCCCGUCUUGUCACUCCUCUCUGUGAUCCGCUGUGUGUGAGAUUUGCCGGUGGCCUGGAAGGACUGGCUGCCUCAGUGGGCCAUGGGUGGGUGUCAGAGCUCAGUAUUUGGAGGGGAUUUAAAGAUGACAUCACCAAAGCCAGCUCACCCGCUUACCUUUGGCUUUGGCUGGGGGAUGGGCGGUGUGGACAGUUUUCCUAGUCGGUCCCAUCACAGCCGGCACUCAGACCAUCUGACCCACGAGAUCAGGAAAGCCCUCCAGCGAGCCUGCUACAAGCCAGUUGACCUCUCAGUACCUUCAGACUGCUCCUCCCCUCAGCCAGGACCUAGAGUGGGCUUUCUGUGGUUCAUAGCUGUAUUAAAAUUCCCCUAUUUAAAGUGUA
This is a messenger RNA of Echinops telfairi (small Madagascar hedgehog), 2386 nucleotides long. RefSeq names its product kelch domain-containing protein 3. Lineage: Eukaryota; Metazoa; Chordata; Mammalia; Afrosoricida; Tenrecidae. The record is from RefSeq and is a predicted model, not a curated record. The transcript is spliced from 14 exons. Gene Ontology annotation, cellular component: cytoplasm. Gene Ontology annotation, molecular function: protein binding; chromatin binding. The coding region runs from base 60 to 1703 and encodes 547 amino acids.